Molecule: messenger RNA, 1005 nt
Organism: Schistosoma spindalis
Lineage: Eukaryota; Metazoa; Platyhelminthes; Trematoda; Strigeidida; Schistosomatidae
Source: the annotation of a GenBank genome assembly
AUGCCACCUCAUAAAACUCCUGAAUUUAAACAAUCAGUGGAAGAUAAUACAAAAGACAAAAGACAAAUAGCACAGAAUCACUUUUUUCAUAGUGUGCAAAUUCCAGAAAGUCUAAUACAAUUUCUUCUUGAUCGAUUUGUUUCAAUAAGUUAUACUCUUCAUGGAUUUAGAACAGUAAAACCAAGGCAUUUAUGCGGUGGUAUACUUAUUAGCAAUGAAUGGGUAUUAACUGCAGCUCAUUGUAUUAGUCCAUUUCAAAGUCUUCAAAUAUCAAAAUUACGUCAAUACAUGGAUAAAUCAUCAAUUCAUUUUAAACCUAAUGAUAAAGCAAAAUUAAUUGAUACAUUAAUUCUUCAUCCAAAUUUUACACAAGGCCAAAGUUUAUCACCAGAUAUUGGUUUAAUUAAAUUAAAAAACUCUAUUCUUGAUUCACUUACUGAUGAGAUUUAUAAUUACGAAGAAUUAAAAAUGUUUUUAUUAAUAAAUGAUAAACUACUAAUAAGUAGUCAAGAAUAUAUAUGUAUAGUUGCAGGUGUUGGUCAUUUAAAAUAUCGCAAUAUAAUGAAUACAAAUUCUAAUAAUUAUUUUCAUGUUGCAUUUGUACAUCUCGAAUCAUGUAAUAAAUUAUGGAAGAAAUUACAAUUAGAAAGAGAAAUAAAACAAAUCCAAAGUAAUGAACAACAACAAGAAUAUGAGUGGAUAAAUAUUUGUAAACAAAGUUUGAUUGAUAAUUCUAUGAGUCAAAAGUGUCCUUUUAGUUAUUUAUGCGCUGGUGGAAGAUAUGUGGAUGGUGAUACAUGUCAAGGAGAUAGUGGUGGACCACUUUUAUGCAUUGAAUCACAAACUUAUUCGAAAUUUCUAAAAAAAUGGUUCGUUGCCGGUAUUGCUUCAUCAGGAAUUCAGUGUGGUUUGAAUGGGAUCCCAUCAAUCUAUACACCGAUAUAUCCCUAUUUGGAUUGGAUCGAAUCCAUUACAGGCUACGGAAAACAGAAACCUUUCGAGUAA